Molecule: messenger RNA, 594 nt
Organism: Peronospora belbahrii
Lineage: Eukaryota; Oomycota; Peronosporomycetes; Peronosporales; Peronosporaceae
Source: the annotation of a GenBank genome assembly
AUGUUUUCGUCGUGGGAUUUAGUACGCCCAACGCUAUGGCACCCCAUGUCAAUGCUGGAAUUGUCGAUGAUGGACAUGAAUGCGAUGCCUCAAUUAUCAAUGAGCAUGCGUAAUGUGCCCGGUGUCAGUACUGACGAGGAGUUUUUCAAGGAUUUGCCUACAGCAGAGCAGCAAAAGGAGAAGAAUGAGACACCCGCAGAAGCUGAGAAUAAACGCGCUUUCUCGUCGUAUUCGUUCAGUAGUUCGUCGGUCGUGGAUGAGGAAGGGCGUAAAGUGAUGAGUACACGUCGACGUUACGAAGACUCGACGGGUCGUCUGAAAGCCGAGCAUGAGCGUGAGGUCAUGGGUAAACGUCUAAAGACGGUGUGGAACCGAAAGUACGGAAAUGAUGAAGGUGAACACCAUACGAUUUGUUCUCAAAGUACACCCGAGGAGUUUGAAAAGCUCUGGAGUACGACGCCAUUUGGCAAGGCCCAGGAGAAGAAGAAGAAGGAGUUGAAGGAAUCGAGCGAGGCGGCGCAAGACGAGCAACAAAAGCAAUUGAAGCAACAGCAGGACCAGCAUCAGAAGCAAGAGACGACCAAGUCUGCGUAA